Pezoporus flaviventris is the source of this 2779-nucleotide messenger RNA. RefSeq names its product ORMDL sphingolipid biosynthesis regulator 1 (gene ORMDL1). The transcript is spliced from 3 exons. Gene Ontology annotation, cellular component: endoplasmic reticulum membrane. The coding region runs from base 950 to 1474 and encodes 174 amino acids. The record is from RefSeq and is a predicted model, not a curated record. NCBI's taxonomy places the organism in Eukaryota, Metazoa, Chordata, Aves, Psittaciformes, Psittacidae. Gene Ontology annotation, biological process: intracellular sphingolipid homeostasis; ceramide metabolic process; negative regulation of ceramide biosynthetic process.
UGCGAUAAGUAUUGAUUAAAGUCAGCACUGUCACGGUUCAGUUUCAGGUUCAUCGCAUCUAUUUUUAUAGUCCACUGUUAAUAUUGCAAAAUACUGCUGUAAUACCAGCAUCUCGUGGCACUGAGCCAGCGUAAGAAACAAACUUCAUACCAAAAGCAGGCUAUUUUUGUUGGUUAACCAGUGCUUUGUAGAUUGAUUUAGAAGGAAGUAAAAAGUCUCCAUCCCAGGCCCAUAACAAUAUAAAUAGUCUCACAGAUCAUGUGAGUAUGAAAUACGGAAUUAUUUUUUAUAAUUAUCAGUACAGAUUCUAAUACAAUGUUAUUCACUGUAAGUUGUCUAUCUCCUGGUGAGAUCAGUGUUAUGAAAUUGUUCUUGAUAUCUCUGUGUAUGGCUGUCACUUAGAAAACCCAUUGGCUAAUUUCAUCCAGAUUUGAAAGAUGGAAAUGCCUGUCUGAAAACUAUCAGGUGGGGAGAGGAGGAAAUCUGAAAUCUGCACUCUGCUGCAAGAAAAGCAUCAAUCAGUUCUUGUUCUUUAUAGCAGUAGGGCAGGUAGCAGGGCAGUUGAUAUACACAGAAUUCUUCACUAGCCAUUACAUGAGCAGGAAAGAGGAGGAAAAUUGAUAUGAGAGGAGGGUAAGAACUGCAGAUAUUGUGGAUGGAGAAAAUAAUUUAGAGGGCAAGAGUUACAAAGCUGGAUUUCAUACAGGUUUGCAACUUUAGGUAACAAGAGCACAGCUUGCUAUUCUUUUUGAAAUGUCCCUUCUGUUGCAAGACUGUGGGGUUUAUUUGUUUGGGCAUUUUAAAAACAAAUGGUUCCUAACAGCCCUUUUUGUUAUGACUUCUCUAUAAACCAUACUUUGAAGAUCUUGAGGUAUAUCUUGGCUUAUGCACUGUUUUGCUGCCAGACCUGCUGAUUUAAAACAUCCAUUAUCCAAUCUGAAACCUGUACAUGUUAAGUACUGUCUAUAACAGUAGUCUCACUCUUCAGACAGAUUUGUUCUAUAGGGUAAAAAUGAACGUAGGCGUUGCCCACAGCGAGGUAAAUCCAAACACACGGGUGAUGAACAGUCGUGGAAUGUGGCUGACGUAUGCGCUCGGAGUUGGCCUGCUGCACAUUGUCUUGCUCAGCAUUCCUUUCUUUAGUGUGCCUGUCGCCUGGACUUUAACAAAUGUGAUUCACAACCUGGGAAUGUAUGUGUUUUUGCAUGCAGUAAAGGGAACUCCUUUCGAAACACCGGAUCAGGGGAAAGCUAGGCUACUAACACACUGGGAACAACUGGAUUAUGGAGUACAAUUUACAUCUUCAAGAAAAUUCUUCACAAUCUCUCCUAUAAUUCUGUACUUCCUGGCGAGUUUCUACACAAAGUAUGAUUCAACACACUUUAUUCUCAACACGACCUCCCUCCUGACCGUGCUCAUCCCCAAGCUGCCACAGUUGCAUGGUGUUCGAAUCUUUGGCAUCAAUAAAUACUAAGCAGAAGGUUUGACACUGACUGCCCCUGACACGGCUGCUGCUGCUCCCCAGGGGAAGGAGUCGAGUAGUCUGCUGUGCCUAGUGUCUAAUUGUAUUCAAUGAAAGAUGCUUUUACAGCUGAGAUACAAUUCCUACGUCCUGCAGCUUUGUCUGGGAUGAAAGUUGAGUUUGCAAGAAGAUGCCUUCAAACACCUACACGUGAAUUGGAAACGUUUAGAAGAAAGAUUUCCAUGAAGAGCUGGGCAGGCCCAGCUCUAAAGUGAAAUCCCAGAGACUGUAUGUAUGCCUGUAUGAUGCAAGUGACCUGUAAGGAAGUAACAGCUAGUAUCAGCUGGAAGUAGAGAGCAGUGUUUUGCAAACACCCAGUCAACCAUAAUGCAAAUGGUAACUUUAUAUGUAAAUCCAGGAUUCUCCACACACGAACUGGUGAGGCUGUAGUCUUAGGUUGAGUGAGAGUACCUUGUUUCUGCUGUGUGGAUUGUAGGUGGUUGUACUUGUUCCUGCAUUGUAAAGGUUUGUCUUGCAGUACGUACUGUGACAGCCAGCAUAAGCUGAUGGGAUCAGUCAUGCCUUACCUGUUCUUGUGAUUAUUCUUUUGUCACAGUGACCAAAAAAAGUCCUUAAAUGUCAGCUCAGGGGACUUCUACAUCAACUCAAUAGCUCAGUUUCUGUAUGCUUUUAGAAGCUGCCACUGUUGCGUUGAUCUCAUUUGCUUGCCAGGGUACUGACUUAAGUGGCACAUUCUGAGACUCUGAAAUUUCUUUCAUGGUGUGAAUUUUUGACUGUUUUCUGACUGGUUAUUUUUCAGUAGCUGAGAGAUGUGUGAUGGUGGGGGAAGGGGUUGCUGCUGCUGGUGGAGGAGAGGCUGCUCCAUUAUAGAGCAACCAAGUUGGAACACAGAAGACAAACUCUGUGUAGGUCCUGAGUUAGAAUAGAAGCCAAACUAGAAGUAGGUGAAUAGGCAAAUCACAUGGACUAACUGUAUGAUUUUGCAGAAAAAGUUAUAGAUGAUUUGCAUGUCUUGGAAAUGUGGGGGAUGCUGUGUUGUUAGGGUAUGGAGUAAUCUUGUGUUUAAUCAACUCUGGAAUUAAGAGUGAAAGGAGGUACUUGUAGAGCGCUGAGCAUUUAAUUUCUCUGUCUUGGAAAAGGAUGAAUAUUGAGAUCUGCCAAUCAAAACCAGCUCAGGUUUGACAGAGGGCUCUGUUUAAGACUUCAUUUGCAUUUGGGUUGCAGUGACAGCCAGUGAGCUGGAAAAAAGUUAAAAAUAAAGCCCACAGUGGCAUACUUCUGUUCUUGCAAGGAUAA